Cuscuta epithymum is the source of this 871-nucleotide messenger RNA. The record is from the annotation of a GenBank genome assembly. Lineage: Eukaryota; Viridiplantae; Streptophyta; Magnoliopsida; Solanales; Convolvulaceae.
GCAAAUUCCUGUUAAAGAUUUCUUUCCAGCGCAAAUCUCAGUAAGGUCUGCAUUCGAGUAUGCAUUGGACGUUUUGAGUGAUUGCUUGACAUUGCAGCAGAUGACAUUGCUAGUGAAAACGCCUUGGGGCCAUUUGCUUGAUGCUCCAGCAAUGCAAUUCUCUGGGCAGCUGAUACAUUUGUUGUUGUUGCAUCAAGUGCGUCACCAGCCUGCUGAUGAGUUAUGGUUUGCGGUGGAUGGGAAGUUGCUGAAGUUCACUUACAACGACUUCAAGAGGGUUACUGGAAUCAAAGAUCAGGUCGAGUGUGCGACAUAUGAUUUUGAUAAAUCACGGUUGGGUGUGGUCGAUAAAUAUUUUGGGGGGUGCGUUGAUGUUACAUACGGCAAGUUGAAGGCAAAAGUUGAAGAAAUUAGAAAUACUCUGAUGGAACCUAACGAAGAUGUGAUGGAUCGAGUGAAGUUGGCUUCUCUGUUUUUUGUCCAUUCCUGCCUCCUAGCUCGAGAUCCGCCAACUAGGAUACGCCCUGCUCACUUGUGUUUAGUGGAUGAAUUUGAAGUCUUUAAAUCAUGCCCCUGGUCCCUAGAGUCUUACAACGUCACGGUGAAGAGUCUGAAGAAGACAAUGAAAGGACAGCCGGAGAAGUUUCAGGCCAAAAAGAAGAAAAAACCUAAGUAUCGCAACGCCAAGUUCAGUUUGUAUGGCUUCCCCUUUGCUUUACAGGUUUGGGCAUAUGAGGAGCUUCCUGUGCUUGCUCAGAAAUUUGCCAAACGUGUCUCGACUACCAGAGAUGUUCCCAUUUUGAAGUGGACUGCAUAAGGGUUUUUCCAUGCACACAGGCUUCAAAAGAUUGUGUUCAAAGAUAUUGUGGAG